GCUGCAGUGCGCCUGCGUAGCCUGCGUCGCCGGCAGGCAGGCCGCCGCAGCAGCAGCAGCAGCGAGCAGGCAGCGAGCGGUCGCUGCAUCUUGGCGUAUUCGUCGGCGCAUCCGCUGCGUGUGUGUGCCUUCGCCGUGUGUGCGUGUGUGUUUUGUGUGCGUGCGGCCUCUCCCUAGACAGGCAGCUCGGCGCCAGCAAGGUCGGGCCCUUCCGAGCACCGAAUCAACAUCGGCCAUGGGAGACGACGGAGGCGGCGGCGGCGACGAGCAGCUGUCCGAGCAGUUCACUUCGGGAUUCCGGCUACGAGCGCGCAAGGGCGCUCUCAAAAAGAAGAACGUCUUCGAAGUGAAGGACCACAAGUUCAUACCGCGCUUCUUCAAGCAGCCAACGUUCUGCUCGCACUGCAAGGAUUUCAUCUGGGGCUUUGGGAAGCAGGGAUACCAGUGCCAAAUAUGCAGCUUUGUCGUGCACAAGCGAUGCCACGAGUUCGUCACCUUCAAGUGUCCAGGCAAAGACAAAGGCGUCGACUCGGACGAUGCACGUACCAAGCACCAGUUCGUGCUGCAGACGUACACAAGUCCAACCUUCUGCGACCACUGCGGCUCGCUCUUGUACGGUCUCAUCCAUCAGGGCUACAAAUGCAAAGCGUGCGACAUGAAUGUGCACAAACGGUGCCAAGAGAGUGUGCCGAACCUUUGUGGCUGCGACCACACCGAACGGCGAGGGCGCAUCCACCUCAAGGUUUCGGCAACCCCUACGCGGCUUACCUGUGAAGUACGGCAGGCACGCAACCUGAUUCCGAUGGACCCCAAUGGCCUGUCCGAUCCCUACGUGAAGCUCAAAUUGAUCCCUGACAUGGGCGAUUCGGCCAAGCGGAAGACCAAGACCAUCAAGGCCUGCCUCAACCCCGAGUGGAACGAGACACUCACCUUCGACCUGAAACCCGUCGACAAAGACCGGCGACUACUGAUCGAGCUUUGGGACUGGGACCGAACGUCUCGCAACGACUUUAUGGGCUCCCUCUCGUUUGGCAUCUCGGAGAUUCUCAAGUCUCCGGCCGAGGGCUGGUUCAAGCUUUUGACGGCAGAGGAAGGCGAGUUCUACAACGUGCCCGUGCCGCCCGAGAACCCGGCGCUUGCACCGGGAACCACGCAUCAUCCAUCGAGGCCGCGGCCGACACCACAGGCUUCAUCAGACCUCAUCCCACACAACAUGGGCAAACAGGAUGUGAUCCGGGCAUCCGAUUUCAACUUCCUGCUCGUUUUAGGCAAGGGCAGCUUUGGCAAAGUCCUCCUAGCCGAGCGGCGUGGCACUGACGAGCUGUACGCCGUGAAGGUUCUCAAGAAGGACGUAAUCAUCCAGGACGACGACGUCGAGUGCGCCAUGGUGGAAAAGCGGGUGUUGGCGCUGGCGGCCAAGCCCCCUUUCCUCGUGCAGCUGCACUCGUGCUUCCAGACGAUGGAGCGCCUGUACUUCGUCAUGGAGUACGUCAACGGUGGUGACCUCAUGUUCCAGAUUCAACAGUGCGGCAAGUUCAAGGAACCCGUGGCCGUCUUCUAUGCGGCCGAGAUUGCCGUUGGACUUUUCUUCCUCCACGCGCGCUCCAUUGUGUAUCGCGACCUGAAGCUAGACAAUGUCCUGCUGGACCAGGACGGGCACAUCAAGAUUGCCGACUUUGGCAUGUGCAAGGAGGGCAUCCAGGGAGACAAGACCACCAAGACCUUCUGUGGCACGCCUGACUACAUCGCCCCCGAGAUCAUCCUGUACCAGCCAUAUGGGAAAUCUGUCGACUGGUGGGCUUAUGGGGUUCUCCUGUACGAGAUGCUGGUCGGGCAGCCACCCUUUGAUGGCGAGGACGAGGAGGAACUGUUUGCCUCCAUCACGGACCACAAUGUCUCCUACCCAAAGGCUCUUUCCAAGGAAGCCAAAGAAGCCUGCAAAGGGUUUCUGACAAAGAACCCAGCGCGGCGUCUGGGCUGUGGCUUAUCGGGCGAGGAGGAUGUGCGGACACACCCCUUCUUCCGCCGCAUCGACUGGGACAAGAUCGAGAACCGUGAGGUGCAGCCACCAUUCAAGCCCCGCAUUAAACACCGCAAGGACGUGAGCAACUUCGACAAGCAGUUCACCAGCGAGAAGAUCGAGCUGACGCCCACCGACAAGCUGUUCAUGAUGAACCUGGACCAGACCGAGUUCAUGGGCUUCUCCUUCCUCAACCCGGAGUUUGUGCAGCACGUCUAGCCAGACUCUUCCGCGCCUAUUUAUUGUUACAACUAUACUUACCAUUAUUACCACACCGCACCCGAUGCGUCAACGAUGCCUGCCUCCCCCGCCGGAGGGUCCCACCGCCGUCUCUCCUCAGGACUCGGAAACCUUCGCGCCCCUUCGACACACUGUACUGUACUCCGGGACAAGUUUACGUGGCGUUCGGGUUAGAGCAGUGGGCCCGAGUCUCGUUCCUAUAUACUCAACGCGCUGUCGCCGAGCGGCGCCAGUACACGCGACGCGACUGAGUGCUUUCCUCCGCAUAAGCUGCAGUGUCGUUUGUCUGGGGGCUCGCAUCCUUGGGCAGUUUGAGCUUUGUUCGGAUACAGUUUCUCCAGGUGGGACCGCACGGCCACGAGCAACAAGUUGCUAUGGAGACUGGCCUGGAAUAAUUGGUGGCGUUACGGUUACGAAGUCAUAUCACACGCCGAAGUCUACUGGUGCACUGUGGUAGUCAGCGCCGAGUAUUUUGAAAGGGGUGUGGCGUUGCUGCUAGCUGAGCUACAACGACGCGAUAUUGCUUCACUGCCACUCAGGAGUUGUCCCCGAGUGCUCGACUGACUUUUCACGUCCCGCUGUUCAGCAGGGCGUGUGCUUAAGAUGCUAGAGAGUCUGGGAGAGCGCCGCGUAUGUACAAGCCUUUGAGUUGGGUCAAAGGGCAUGCCCCAGCUUAUGAACCUUGAGCAUCGCAGAGCACUAUCCAAACGAGCACUUUCGCUGCCCCCUGCUUUGCGCUUUUUCGCCCAAAUAUUCCUUACUACUGCGCGACGGAGCGCGUUGGAUUACAUUAAUCUUCGUGAAAUAUUCACCUGCGAACGCCGUAUAUUGAAAAACUUCUCGUUAUGCCCACAUUGUUCUGAAGCCUUUCGUGAUACAUCAUAAGUGUUGUUGUUGAGACAGUUCUUUAUUGGAUAGUGUCGUCAAGGAACUUUUUUGUUUCCUGGGCGUUCUGUGGAAGCUGUGUCUAUAUGUGGUCCCUACUUCUGACCCUGUCGCAGUACAGGGGAUAACUCGCGUGAGCCAGUGCGAUUUCCCUUUCUCUAAAAAACGUCAUGCCACCAUGUUUUCCUCAGGUGGUACAUAUGCAUGUCUCAUGUAAACGUCCGCGAUUUUGUCGCCCCGAAAUCCUGUCAGCAGAGCAGUCGCAGGAAACCUAGGACCCGGUUGUAGUAGCGGCUCGCAGACACUUCUAGACCAACUUGGAAAAAUGACCACCUGAAGUUGUCUAUGUCAAGCCGAUUUCUGACACCACCGUUCCUGUUGGCGUAGUCUUCCCAUAUCUGUGAGGCGGAUGUCGACCUCUUAAAGCCCUACUGUCGUACCAAAUAAGUCAUAAACUUAUGAAAGAUGGUCGGAGUUUCAGGGAACUUCAGGCGACACAGCCGGACAUUUACGGUCUCGUAAGAGCAGAUUUGAACGUGCGAUUCUUGGUUCUCGCAAAUAUGUUGGCUUCGACAAGAUACUUUUGCUACCGACGACUCCCUGUCAGUCAUUUGUAAGUACAUCGAUUCUCUCUUGUGAGCGUUAGUAUUAGAAAAUUUCUCCAGCGUGUUGAAGUGCGAAAGCUUUUCGGACUUCAACAUUUUAGUAACUUCAUGCUACAGACGAUGUUUCUCAGUGGCCUCUUACUUUCCUCGCGAAUAGCAUAAACGAAAUCGCUCUCACUGAAUUGCCCUGAACAGCUUGCCUGAGCGCCCAUCAUUAUGUUCCAUGAUUACUAAAAAAAAGAGAGAGGCGGGGAGGAGUGUUCAGAAGAGGCUAGCAAAGGGGCUCGAAAAGAACAAGCUACGGGUAGCAUCAUAAAUAGAACAAAUAUUUGCAGCAAUGAUGAGCAAGAAAUGAACAUUGCUGGUGAAAAGAGGCAGUAGAGUUGUGUAGGUCAUAUGACCGUUAAACUAAAAUAUAUAACAGUUUGAAAGGCCUAGAGGGCGACGGCGUAGUCUACCUGAAGGCGAUAAACUAUGUGCAAGUGUAACGAGACUCUUUAACUGCCGGAUACUGAGAAGGACCAGGUGAUUCGGGGGGCAAAUUUCAUUAACAAAUUUUCGGUGGCCUAUGCUUUAUGAACUCAGCACAACCAUAUGUCUCAAGCUUGAAACGGCGAAGGCGCGAAAUAAGCUUUUUUUUUUUUGGCACAGUACGCAGGUGGAACCGCAAGGUUAUUCGCAGUGUGAGAAGCUCUGUGCGCGCAGUGCCGUUGAGAUGCCAAGCUUUCUUUAUUUUUAUUAUUAUUUUAUUUUUAUCGGCUUCGCGUCAGGUCGUUUAGCGUAGUCUUGACAGUAAGAUAAGGUACGGUACCCUUUAUGAGAUUCAUGGAUUGUGAUUCACCGGUGUAGUCGAACGCGCUUCACCUACUGUAGAUUAUGCAUUAUAACGAAGUUGCAGCGUCCAGUGUACAGAAGAUGUGCGAUAAUUUCACAUGUAUUUACACCUGAGAGCUAUGCGCAGUAGGAUUGUCCUGUCCAGAAAAAAAAAUGGAAAUAGUGAUGAACAUUGCGCUAAGCAAUGAAGCUUUCUGUCGCUCUCGUAAAGUUUCACGCAUUGCGGAGGCCGUUAUAGCGUUUCCUGAUCUUAUUUCGCGCUAUCGGUGCACAACGCUAUACUCUAUUGUCUGUCGUCUUUGAAAGACACUCCCGCUUCAUCUUCCGCUUACUGGUUCGUUGCAAAUCAUGCCUUUCGUUUAUUUGUACAGCUGCUUUUCUGUUUCGCUCUCCUAGCGACGCAUAGAGCAUGAGUCUGCUUUAGUUAUAAACUAGAGGGAAAGGCCGGUUAUUUGUAGUAACGUAAUAUAGUGCCAAACAAAGCGUACCAUCGAAUGCGAUCGUCGGUACUCGAUACUGCGUUCUCGCGUCUUGCCAUCUUCCGCCGGCAGCUUGAAUCUGAGUUGCCGUGGUCGCUACGAAACAUAGGUACCAGUUUUCGUACGCGCGUUGAACGAACGAGAAAAUAAUAAUAAAAAUAAUAAGGCCUUGUUUCCAGUUUUCUGGAGACUUUAUUCACGUUGGCUUUAGUCGCUCGCUGAAAUCGCGCACCGCUUUGCUCACUAGCCCGACCUGCGUUUAAUCUGUGCUCAGGAAUAUUGGUGUUUUAGUGAAUACGUUAAGAAACCCAGCGUGCAUCUAAAGAGCUUAGCGUAACAUGUCCUUCUUUUUUUCAAAUACAUGUCCCCAGGGAAAGGUUCGGAUGCAAUUUCGUGAAGGAUCCUUCCUCGGCACAGCACUUUUCUUUAUUCUUCAGAAGCUUAAAGUAGACCUGAUCAAAUUGGCUCUGUAGGACGGCUCCAGUGAGCGCUUAAACGUCGCUAGAAUCGUUUAACGUGUGGUCAUCGCUGGUUUGUUUGAAUGGCAUGGAUGUAAAACAAUAUCGUAGUUAUUUUUUUUGAACGGUACUAGUCUUGCAGCCGCGCCUUUGUGUGCACAAGAUUCUCGAGAUGGCGCGAUGAAAGCAGGAAGGAAUGUUAGGGUAUCUGGCAAGACAACGAAAUUUCAACCUUUUUCACCGGUGCCUCGCAAAUGCAUGCUUUCCGGGCAUCGUCAAAAUGUCAAGAAGACAUGCCAUUCAAAACUCAUGACUACUGAAGUGCUAAUUCAGCGUCUUGGAAACGAGUUUGCAUGAACAGCGGAGAACAAUUGUGUUAUGAUUCUAGUCACAUACUGUUCAUAGUCUUUCUUCUAUUAGACUUUGUCUUUGGUCAUAUUUCAAUGCGAAUAUGCAAUUGAAAGAAUUGGACCAAAUUCUAUUGUCAAAUAGCUGUCAUUUAAGGCUUAAGGCUUCUGCCAUGAUCGGUCUUUUGCCAUCAUGUCGUUUGGCUACUUCCGUAAAUCCAACGCGUGAGUACUUUGUUUACCAAUGUUACGAUAAGGGCGUUAUUGCUGUGUUUUUGAGAAUUUUAUACAGUAUCUGGUUGCGUUGCGAAUCUUUUGCAAGCUCCCUUCAUAAUUUGACAAACUGUUGAUCGCGUCACUAAAGCGUACCGUCGGAAUAUACUAGGAAUAUAGCACUUAUGCGUCUGUUCAUCUCCACUGCUUCACUGGUAGGGAUUCAACCCUCGCAGAUCUCAUGCCGUUUCUGUUUUGCGGAAAAGCACGACAGUGAUGCCUUUAACUAGCAUUGAGAGCCUUUCCAAUGGGAAGAUUUUUACCUGAAAAUUUGUCGAUCAAACGUGAUUAAUGUGUUAUUUUUCCGCUGUCAGUAUUUAUUUUUAAUGCGAGAAGUGUUUACUGCAACGCAGUACGUUCCAUGAAGUAGGAUCUCUCGGUGACACUAAGCUUGCUAUGCCUUUUUUUGAGGCAGUUAUUAUGGCGCUAGCACACCUUUUUCUCAAGGAGCACACCGGAAUUCGCCCACAGCCAACGAGAAGUUCAGCGUUGGCUCAGAUGUUAUGAAACCCCAAGAAAUAUAAUAAUAUAUAAAUAUAAAAAGGAGAUAAUGGUUCAAGUCAAGAGUUCUUUGUAUACGUAUGAUAAUGGAGCUUAAGUUUAUAAAGCUAAGGGACAAUUAACUCUCAGAAUAACUCGCGAAAAUUAAUUGAAUUGUUUCAGUGAGAGAAACGGUUUGUUGUCGGUAUGUGCUAUACGGCGCAUAACCCACUACAGAACAAAUUUCUCUCAUUCAUCAGUUAACUAAUUGGACGACGGUGAACAAACCUGUCUUUGUGGAUUGUGUUGGAGCUAUGCAAGUUGACGACCAAAAAGCAACCUAAAGUCUACCCAAGUGAACAAAGCAAGAAGAAAGGCAACACGAAGAGAGAAGGCAGGCAGGUUAACCAGAAGAACUUCCGGUUGGCUUCCGUGCACUGGGGGAAUAGGGAAGGGGAAUAGAAAGAUGAGAGAUAGAAAGCGGAGCUAAGAGAUGAAAAAGAGAGAGAGAGAGAAGCAGUGAAUUCACUGAAGUGUGCGGUACUGAAGUUCAGCAAAUGUCAGAGGCUAGCGCCAUGGAAGACACCUAAAUGGAAGAUUAAGAUUGCCUAAAAUUUUUUUUGGUGACGGUUAACUCUCACGAUUCUGCUCCGAAGUUUAAUUUAGUGAGGUUUGGUGCGAUAGGUUCACUGCGAGCUGUUGUAAGAGUAGGUGCGAAAUUGAGAUUUCGCACUGUACAGUACACGCAAUCUAGAUUGACACAGAGAGAUUUUUUGCCAGGAACGAAAUGUUGCAGGAGGACAUACGUCAAGUCCAUUGCUCAUGUUGAGCUCCGCCGGUUGGCUUUGGUUUGUUUUUAAUGAUGUAAUUUAUCCAAAGUUGCUUCUAUUAGGCAUCGACAGACGUCGGCCGUACCAGUCGCAAAAAGUUUCAACGAAUCUUCUCCUCUCCUCGUAUACGAGGGGCGAAGAAUAUCAGGGAAGAUUGUGUGUUACAGACACUGCUUUUUUCUGCGUUAUUUAGUUUGCUGAACGAUACAUUACUUGUGAUAACUAUGACAAGUACGGUUCUUUCAGCUUUCGAUGCAACGAAUCUUAAGCUUCUCGAGCUUAGAACUGUCACGUUUUGUCCGGUUGUCUGGCAAGCUGUUCCCAGCACUAAGUGGAACACGUCAGCAACUUGCUUCAGAACGCUUAAAAUAUCCAUGUAACGCUUCAACGCUGUGACGCUAAAAACGUGCGAGGAACUUAGGCGUUGCAUCGCGUUAACCCUAUGUUAUCCUGCAUACAAUGUGACGCUUGCUUCUUAUAUACGAUAUUCUUUAUUACAUGCCUUUUUUCUACAGCUUUGAUAGCAGUUGCAAAGUACUUGUAAAAGCAGGCAACGAGUCUAUUUUUAACAAGCUGCACUGAUAUUGUACACCGUUCGUUGAGUUUCAUUUCACCCGCUGCGAAUUCUUCGUGUUUCCAAAUGCAGAGGUAUCAAGAACUGCUUUUGUGGAUCGAUUCGGUGAAGUUGGCGAAAGCUUUCGUGAUGGCGCUGCGGCUUCGUAAGGAUAUAGGGGCGUCAGUGUUUGCCGUAUAGGCUGACGGGUCAGCGCGGUAGCUCGCUGGAUAAUUGAGAGUGGUGAUCCCAUCUGUUUGUGUAACGCUAGAAGUUCAAACAUGUGAAGCAAGCCUUGAUUGUACCGUCGUUUCUAUAAUCUUGGGACGACAAUUGGGCAGAGACUAGAGACUAUGUACUGACAGAUCUGUUGACCGAAUAUAUGAGUGUUUCGAAGUGGCGUCAGCGGUGCUCAAAGCAAGCGGAAGAAAGAACCAAAGACAGGACUCAAAUGAGAGGAUAUCAGGCGCACGCUUCCAUGGUUCCUUCUUCGGUCUCCUUGUCCGUGGAAUAUGUGGUUUCCAUGACGAAUCCUCUACAAGUCGUCCUGUUCUCCGCUGUUCUCGGUAUCGAUACCUACGCUGCGCUCCCCGUGCAUGUUUUUCAAGCUUAACCCUUUCCGUGUAGUCUUCUCAUGACGCGCACACCUAUUGUUACCGGUCCGUGCAUUAAACCACUUAGAAAUUCGGAUUUCUACCAGCGUCUAGAUAUAAAGUGAAGGAUUCAACUUCUUUUUAGUUCAUGUGCAUUGAGCGAAAGUUCCUGUAAUUGUCGAAAAAUCUUGAAUUCCUUCUGUCCAACUUUUGUCUGCAAUAAGCCUUGUUGUGCAAUAAUAAUGUGGACCACAUUUUUCUUGAUCAUCGAUGCUUUUUGCUGGGUGGCCUAAAGGCUCUUUUGUUACCUCUGUAGCAAUGUCUCCUGCGGGCAAUUGAUAGUAAACAACAUUUGCUUACCGCCGUUGAAUUCUGUAUGCUGCGAGAUGCGCGACGGAUUGCUGUACUACGCGUUGUAAAGCUUUGCUUCCUCCAGCAUAGCCACUGAACUGCGUUAGUGUCUUUCAUUGCAACGUCAGGCACGAACGAAUAACAGUCGUUGCUAGGGACGUUUUUUUUCGAUGGCACCAGAUUUAGACGUGCCUGCCCGUAACUAGCCAGCGCGUGUUUUCAGGUUGCUGCUGGUGCGAAAGAGGGUGUGCUGAGCUUAGCACGCGUAGUGAAACGUGAAUGGUCUUCAUGAUCAAGAGAGUGUGUCGUUUAGCCAGUAUUCUCGAGUGAAUUGAAAUAGCCUCGUGCGAUAUGCGCACAAGACUUGGGCGAGUCUUCUAGUGCAGUCUUGAAUCUUCCCCGUGGCGCGAUAACAAGUUAUCAAGUUACUGAGCAGUUCUGUGCUUGUCUGUACGUCUUUAGCCACCGUCGUUUGCAUCUCAAGCGGCAGAGAUGUAAAAGUGCUGACGGGUACGGUGUGUCAUUGUGCUGGAAGUGUUCUACCGCGACGAGCGAGUGAUGCAGUUACGUGCGACAGUGUAAAUGUCCGCUCUAUUUUGUGUUGUCUGUUGGCCACUGAAAUGUCCACCGCGAAUUCGAACUCUUUGCCUUGCCGUAUACCUUAUCGCCUUACAUGUGUACAACUCGUAACCUGCUACCCCUUCGAUUGCUUCGAACGAACUAUGAACGUGUGACCUUGUGGCGAAAGCCUUUCUUUUAUGCGCGGGUCCAAAACCUUUGACUCGUUGUUAAAACAUCUUGUUCAGCCCCGCAAGUGUCGUUCAGUGCUGGACCUCUGUUAUUUGCUGUAGAGGUGUUCGUUCCACGCGUAAUGUGCUGUUGUAGCGCUAAUCCAGAACAAAACGAGGGCGGUGAACCGCAGGUUUUGAACCCUCCGCGCUGUGUGGGCUGGUGGAUUCUAGCUGACAGAAAACGUUCCAUAACGUGUGUCUUGUGGCUGUACCCACUCGAGAUCGUAUGUGAUCGAGCUGCAUGAACACGCUAGACGUAAUGAUUCUGGCCUCUCAUUAAGGUGGAAAGGGCGUAUGUAUCAUUGUUACCUUCCUUUGUUUCUUACAAAUAUUGAGACGAGUAAUCAGUAUAACAUUUACUAGUAUUCGUUAUCUGCUAUAUGACAGCCACCUGCAUCUCUGCAUCAGGGGCAUAUAACCUGGAGGUGGCACACCCGGCACCCGUCCCUCUCGAAAUUCGUAUGCCAUAGGAAACGUAGCAUCUUGAGAACACCCUUCUGCCUAAACACUUGGAAACUCACUCAGCACCAUUGCGCAGCCAUCACUUCACCAUGAAGGGUUUGCCCCUUUCGAAAAAAAAACCUCUUGUGUACUCUACCGCCCUACUUAAACAUUACUCGCCUGCUUGUGUGGUCUGCGUAUAGAGACUGUAAUGACGGCCGAUGCCCUCCACAAACACUGAGAACCCGCGUGUGGCGUGCGGUAAGGGCAUUUUUGGAUGACUCCGUACCUGGCUUAGAGUGCCAAAAUGGCGGUGCUUCACUGUAAUCUGUGCUGAGGCGGGAACUUCGUGAGAAAACGCUUGUUUCUCCCUCUGAGAGGCGACGCUUGUUCGAGUCGCAAGGUGCCAACUUCGGUACGUUUCUUUGGAAAAGAGCAGUCUAUUCGAAGGAGUACAUCUGUCACAGCAGCUUUGUCCUUCCAACGGCUUAGUCGGCAUCAAAUAUUUUGUGCUUACGUGAACUGGAGCGUUACGGCAUGGCGGAGGCGCGCACAUCACACCCUGCUUCGUCAUGUCAAGCACACGCUUAACGAGGUGACGCUAGCCCUUCCUGAAGUCGUGUUUAAAAGAUACGCGCCAAUCUUUUGCUGGCAUUGUUUGACCGCGCAUCAUUCGUCUCCUUAAUCUUUGGGUUUUGCGAAGAAAUCGACGCCAUUCUUGCCUUGUCGAAAAUAAAGUACGGUAUUGUUUUGCUUAUAUUCUUUUACGCAUUUAGUUCACUAGUACCGAAGCCCUACGCUUACGCCCUAACGUGUCUGUAAUAAUACAACCGCCAUGCAUGCUUACCCUUUACCCGCAUGAGCAUAUAGGAAAAGUGACCCAUAGUCUGCCUUACAGCUUGAGUUAAUUUUGCUUGGUUUCCUUAAAACGCUGUCUUGCUACGAAAGGACAAACGACAAUACGCAUACGUUACCGCUCCCGCUGAUGUAUUGUCCUGGUUUGGCGAUGCAGAAAUUAGUAUUCACUCCCAAACAGCCUCAUUCGCAGCAGUUCCUUCAGUUUUUUACGCUUUUUGUGGGCGCGUCAGUCAAACAAUGGUGAUGGUCCUUUGCUCCUCCAUCGAAGCCGUAGGCGUGAAUAUUUUUAAAAUGGUGUCACUCUAUGCAGGUCAUCAUCUCAUUAAUUCAAGAAAAGAAGCGCGGUGAUGCCACGAGACAGCUUCUGUCGCAGCCCUAACCCAUUGGUCGGUCAUCCAAAAGGCUCAUGUGAUUGUAUUUCUCCACUAGAUACUACGCCCAUGGCAUUGUAAAUUGGCUUGAAUGAGCGUCGGCGCGAAGCAACGGCACAGCACAAAAGGAUUUGUACGUCGGUCGUGUAUCCUUGCCCCCACUUGUGAAAACUGCAAGCUAUGAAGGACUCCUAGAGCUAAAGCGACGCGAGGUGUUCUUGUUGCGAGGCGGUGCGGAGUGCAUUUUCUUGCGUGAAAGGUUUAACUCGUGACAUGCUUUGCUGGUUUCUAUAUUGUGGUCACCGUUGACGCAGUCGCUAUGUGCGGCGCUGCGGAAUUUUUCACGCGAGAAAAAUUAACACAGGUCGCUACAAACUGCAGGCUUCCGUGUUUAAGGAUUUAUUGAAGUUAACCGGCUAUCCUUCCGCUCUUCUCAGUGGGAAAGUAUUACGAAUACUUGAUGAGAACAAUGCAGACGCCAACGCAGAAGAUGCAGAUGUACGCAUAUGCAUCUGCCCUUUGCUUUGUGUUAAAAAAAAGGAACCGCUGUACUUGUAUAUUGCUAGUGCCAAUUAAGGUCGAUUGUGAAUUCCAUUGCCUUGAGCAAGAUCUUCUGACAUUCGUUUUUCCAAGCCUAAAUUUCCCUCUUCAGAUUUAAUUCAGGCGCGAUUGCGCGUACUUCGGAGACAUCUACAUAUUUUGUGUAUUUAUUUUCGAAAUUCAACUGCCCGUGCGAGCGAAUAUAAUGUGAUGCUAUGGUAAAGCACUUCGCACAUAUUUGGAAACAUGAGGUGUUCAGACGCGUAAACGGUGUUCAACAAUAGCUGACGUUUGCCCUAACUGGUUCCUUCGUGGUCAUUGGGAUAGUCUCCACUUUGCCGGCAAGUAUUCGGCACGCUGCUUCGAGCAAUCCGAGAUAUGAGAAUAAGUGUCUCUUUUGUUUUCAUUCGUUUAGACACAACUGGUCUGCAUUUAUAAGGAGCGUUGUUCUAUCCCCGGAACGGCAAUGUUUCUCUCGAAAUUCACAGAACUGGGCGAGUCUACUAUUCAUGCUUUGGAACAGUGUUCCAUUGCCUCUUGCGCCGCUCCCAACUAUCCAAGUGUCCUUGUUUAAGUAACUUUUCUUCAAUUCCAAUCGAUGGUAUCUGGCGCGCUUUCUAGCAGCAGAACCAGAGGCUGUUCCUCUAAGGAAAAUGUUGCCUUUGUGACGUCACAAUCAAUCAGAAUCGUGCAGCGCGAACGUCCUCUAAUCUUAGUAUGGCGGUUUGGCCGCAGUUCCUUUAUCGAAAUUGUCGCUUUUGUGACGUCACGAUUGGCCGCAAUACCGCUGCUCGAACAUCUUGUAAUCGCCGUACGGCGGUUUGGGCGCUGCAUAGACCACGAUAAUAGAGCUACUGUACAUGCUACCUUUAGGUAGCAGAGUUGCGCUUAGGUCUAGAAACCACACCUACGCGGUGAAGUCGCACUACGUUUUUUGCAGGCGACAUGCCUAUCAUGUCGCCGAUUAACAUGUCUGGCGUGUGGAAGACUGCUGAUUAACUGAACUGUCCAUGUCCGGCGUCAAUCCAAUUCUCUGCAGCGACGGCUUCGAAUAAUACCAGAACUGGCCCGAGGGUCAUCUUCUCCGCAAUGCAUGGUUGCUAGCGCCGUUUGGAAAACAGACGCGCAACUCUACUACUUAAAGGUAGCAUAUACAGUAACUCUACACGAUAACAAAUCGCAGUGCUCCUUUCGGUUACUCUCCGAGGCAGUGCGGCUCAUUUGGGGAGGAUUUUCAGUCAGAUACAUCCGAUUCCAAACAUUUUUAGCGGUACAUGUAUGCAAAUGUAGUGGGCGUAAAUUUAAGACCAAACAGACUUCGAUUAAUCAUUUUUGAGCGCUGCUAUUUUUUUUAGACAUCCACGAAAAAGUGUUGUGGUUUGCAGCCGAUUUCGAUCAUCCCUGAAUCAGUGAUACACUGAUUGUGGUGUCUCUAUAUGAUUGCGUAAACUCUUAGCUUGCGUAUAUGUUUUUUUUUCUUGCCACAAAUGCAGCGUUUUCGAAAGCAGAAUGUGCGUUACAGAACGGGCGCGUUCGUAUGUCCUAAUAUAAAAAAAAAUCACGUCUGAACCACGUUUUUUCACAUCGCAUUUAGAUGAGUGCAAGUGACGCUUAUGGUGCGCCACUCUCACUUGCGUGUUUCGGCUUAUUAUCUUUCGCGUUCUUUUGUGACACGCUCGUAAAAGCGUCUAGUAGAUUGUUUGAGACGCUGGAUGCGCCUAUCGACAAACAGCUGCUAUGAAAACAAACAUGGUGCACAGGAGGCCUGGGAAGUUUAAUGUAGCCGUAUGGCACCAUAGUUUGACGGCUUUCGGCACUGCAGUUCGUAUCAGCCGCUCAUUCUAGAGUAUUCCUUUCUUUUGCGAACGAAUACUUCACACUUCGACUGAAAAUGCUACCACUUGAUUUCAAGGAAGCGAUUUCUUUGUCCUUAAUUAUCGAGUGUUUGUUCGAGGCGUGUAAGUUGUCCGAUCUCACUGGGCGUGUCAGUGCAGCUUCAAGCUCGAACCCAUAAUAGAAAGAGUUACAGUUGUGUGUGGCUCACGUUAAGAAGAAGAAAAGAGGUGGGAGGGGGCGUCUUUGGAGCUUUGUUGUUGCGUACGGACUCUAUUUUACUCGAAGCUCGACGAACUCGGAGAAAAUCUAUUUGCUGUUGAAAUGGUGGGUGUUGCAUAGCGAGCUUUUUUUAUCAGUAUACGACUCUUUAUCUGGAGCGAGUGUCCCAGAAACUCAAAUAAAAAAAAGCGAAAACUCACCGCGCUUGCAAAAAUGCGAGCACGUUUUGUUUAAGGGACCACUACAACGGAAUUUGUUUCGCUGUUUUGGAGCGUGUACUUUAUGUAGCGGACUUGUCGAGCGUGCCUGGCCACGUAGCUUUUACUCAUUUGUAAGCUUUGGUGGUAGAAAAAUAAAUUACCCUCUCCGCUUAGUAAAAGAGAAAGUUCGACUUGCUGUCGUUGUGGUAUUUACCUGAUGCAAUGUAUCCGACAGCAAACCAAACAUGUGCAUACACUUAUAGAGAACAGUGCUUCAGGUUUGGCGCUAUAAGUUAUUUAGUGAUUUCAUCUUCGGUAAUGGUGUUGUGGCUAGCUGCAAAGCGCAUGCGUCCCUUUGCGCACCCACACUUUUCACCACUGCAAACUUUUAGGCAGUGAGUGAAUAAGUGAAAAAUAAUUGAAGAUUGACUUAUUUUUGAAAUUCUUUGUAAAUCGCAGGAAUUCGGGCUCAUUUUUAGCAAACGAUAGAACUCUGACUAGUGUGAAAUAUAAAUGCAGUAAAUGUGUACUUACCAACCUGGGUUCUGCAUGUGCAUUCGUAGGCACUUGCUGGCCACGCAGAAUGUUCAGGAGACUUUUUUUUAUGCACCACCGUGUUACUUUAGGAGGCUGAGCAGCGUCAGUUAUACUUGCAGUCUCUAUAGUUUCAUUUUAGUGCAACUUACCGGAACGUGGCGAAAAUUUGCUGGAUGUAAGCAAACUCGCCUCCAUAUGGUUCCUAGAAUAGUGAACGAAGGGAGCUAAUGGUCGGUGCGUUGAUGUGGCUGCCUAAUUUAUAAAGUGACAAUCAGCGAGUACCAAAAGCCCUGGGCCCGUAUUCACAAGAACGUCUUCAGAUAGCGUACUCAGAUGAGACAGCGCUUGCUAAAAAGUAGGCACAAGAAGGAGCAACACGCGACCCCUGUCAAAUUUUAAGGAAGCUUUGCUGACUCUUUCGAAAGGGCACGUACUGCUCGUGUUUAUGGCAGUGGUUGAUCAGCAUUCAUAGUUGAUCAGCUGAUUAUCAUUCAUAGUUUAAAGCUUUAUAAUGAGGACGACCUCCUGAGGAUAAUUUGGCAAGGAAGACGUUUUCUUUAUUCCUAGCGUGUCUGAGCCUAUCAACAACGAAUAUUCUCACUCUUCAACUAAGGAUACGCUUCUCGGCCUGGCUAGUCCUGCCUUUUGUCAAGGAAAAACACACUCUCAUAAUGCAGUGGUCACAUGCUCAGAUGGCCUCAGAGGGCUAAUAUUUGUCGAGGCAUCUAUAUCGCCGCAUCUCACGGGAACCACUCCAUAACACCCACGGUCUUCAUGGCUGUUUUCUGUGCAAGGAUUGCCUCGCUCAGACAGUUCUCGUUAUUACUUCCCUACUUCCCUGUCACUGCGUUGUUCGAACAUCCAUCUCCAAAUAGUGGCCCAGUACCUUUCCUCGGGAAUUCUGUGCAGAAGGGUGAAUGGUAUGACUCCUGUUCGCCCAGCAGGCACGUGAAUCCCUAGAAGAAUGAAAAUUCAACUAGUCCAAUGUGAAGUUCUAAUUCCCAAGCAAAAUAUCACCCAUCUUCUGCCUCUGGUAUUUCUUGAAUGAAAGGGGGAUGAAUCAAGGGCUUGGUUUUUUUUGUUGUUGUUGUUGGACAGAACCAAAGGGAAGCGACGGACAAUGAAGCCAAGCAGCGUAUGCGGGACAUUAUUUGUAAGAGAAACGCAAGUCCUACGAGUGGUGUAUACCUAAGCGUAGACAAAGUGAUAUCGAGCACUGUAGCAAAAAAAAAUGCAACGGUGAAUGCAGUAGAACAAAAUAACUGUUAACGGUGUGGCCACGCACGUUCGACGUGUACCGUAUAGUGCAUUAGCGCGCGUGGGGAAAGACGUUUUGUUGCAGCCCGCGUUGUGUUUUAUCCUGCCUUCCUCUACGUAGCGGAGUGUGCCAGUUUGACCCCGCCUUUUUGCUCGCGUGCCCAGUGCACGAGGCCUGUCUCCCAUGGAGGUGUCUCUCUCUCUCUUUUUCCAGUCCUUCGCAAUCGCCAACGCUUCCUAUAAGUGUUCAACGAACAAAUAAAGAAAAAGUUUGGUUUCUGAC
Messenger RNA from Rhipicephalus sanguineus (brown dog tick), 16281 nucleotides. It is a transcript of the gene Pkc53E, whose product is annotated as protein kinase C, brain isozyme. NCBI's taxonomy places the organism in Eukaryota, Metazoa, Arthropoda, Arachnida, Ixodida, Ixodidae. Gene Ontology annotation, molecular function: diacylglycerol-dependent serine/threonine kinase activity; zinc ion binding; ATP binding. Gene Ontology annotation, biological process: protein phosphorylation. The coding region runs from base 236 to 2239 and encodes 667 amino acids. The transcript is spliced from 11 exons. The record is from RefSeq and is a predicted model, not a curated record.